AUGGGCAUUAGUUAAAAGCCGAAUCUACAACAGCAUCUGCUCUGCCACCCAACAACCACGCUCGCAACAUGACUCGCACACGCCGACCCAUCGCUCUGCUUCUCAUGCUGUCUUCCCUGCAUUGGCUAGCUUCCAGCGAUGGAGAUCCUGCCGUCAACAGCAGAGAUGCUCCCAAGAGACCCGUCCUGCAGCCCAAAGAAACGGCCCCGCCUCAGUUCACCUACACACUCAAGAACCUCAAAGGACAAGUGUGUGUGCGGGCCAGUUUGGGAGGGGAGUAUGUGGUGAGAGAGAACAAAAAGAAGUACUAUUUCAACCUGGACCCCAGCUCGACACAAGCCUCGGGAUACUGUAGGAACCAGAAGUCUGUUCUCUCAUUGAGUUUUCCUGGUGGAAAUCUGGAGUUCACUUUCAUCAAGGAAGGCGAUGUCUCCUAUGUGAAGACUAUCACAGGUCUUCUGAUCCCUGCUCCCACUUGUAAAAAUUGCCAGAAUAAAACCUACAUUGGAAUCGUGGAUCACGAGAAGCUAUUCUUAGCAAAAAAUGGCCUGAGCUUCCAGUGCAAGUCUGAGACGACUCUGAUCCUGUCCAACAACCUGAGACUCAAACUGGUGCCGCUGCAGAUCCAGGCCUUCGACCUCGCCACUGGAGCCUUCGGGAAAGAGGUUGAGUGCUGGGCGGAUUACAACAAACGCAUGAUCCCGAUUGUCCUGGGGGCCGUCGCUGCCGCCGUUUGCCUGAUCGCAGUCCUGACGUAUGUGCUGGUGCGGGAGCGCCGGGGCCGAGGAUACGAACAGCUCUAG
This is a messenger RNA of Rhinichthys klamathensis goyatoka, 803 nucleotides long. It is a transcript of the gene lamp3, whose product is annotated as lysosomal associated membrane protein 3. NCBI's taxonomy places the organism in Eukaryota, Metazoa, Chordata, Actinopteri, Cypriniformes, Leuciscidae. The record is from RefSeq and is a predicted model, not a curated record. The coding region runs from base 69 to 803 and encodes 244 amino acids. Gene Ontology annotation, cellular component: membrane. The transcript has 6 exons.